Messenger RNA from Amoebophrya sp. A120, 4907 nucleotides. Lineage: Eukaryota; Dinophyceae; Syndiniales; Amoebophryaceae. The record is from the annotation of a GenBank genome assembly.
AGGACCUCAACGUCAACCUCAUACGUACUUACAUUUUACUUCUCCUAGAUUCAGAAGUUAUUGAGCAGGCGGCAAUUUAUUUACGUAGUGAUAAUCUUCAUCUUCACAUACUAGACAGUCCAUUGCAACAGCAUAAAGCAGCACCCUGUUGUUUUCAGGAGAAAGCACCCACCCUUUUCCUCCACAAUGACGACGUCCAGCUCUUCCAGCAGUAAGAAGAAGGUGGACGCUCGGGUCCGACAGCUGCUGGAGCACUGUGUAAAGAACAAUGAGAGGUCUUUUUUCGUGAUCCUCGGCGACCGGGGCCGCGACCAGAUCGUAAAUUUGCAGUUCAUGCUGAACAAACUAUCCACGAAGAAGCAACAGCAAAUUUUGUGGUGCUACAAGAAGGAACUUGGGUUCUCAAGUAACAGAAAAACGAGGGCAAAGGAGCUGAAGAAAAAAGUCGCGAGGGGGGAUUAUGACGCGAAUAUCGAGGAUCCGUUUGAGCUGUUCACCUCCGCACACGAUAUCCGUUACUGCUACUACAAGGACAGUGAACAGGUACCUAAGUUGUACUUGUUGACCGAGGUUUCAUCUUCAUCUGGAUCUGAUACAUAAUUGCAAAGAGUAACAUUGAGGUUGUCAUGCGUGGUUGGACAAGACAACCCCGAUUUGCGUACUCAGAUCUGGUUCGUAGCACCAAUUUGCGUUCCAUCUGAUCGAGUACCACGACAUGCAAAUCGCAGAAAAAAACUGAAAAGCGGAUGUCCCAAAGCUCUUCGAAAUUUCAUAGGGCCUCUUGGUAGUUUGUAUCGUCUUUUCAGACAUCGACCAACUUUUUUGCCAUCUCAUCUGUAUGCUCUUUUGCAUUUUCCGAAGCAAAAACCACAAAACUCCUACCACGAUACAACCAUCUUCUCACAGGUUCUGGGUAAGACGCACCAGAUGCUGAUUCUGCAGGACUUCGAGGCAUUGACGCCGAAUAUCCUCUGUCGCACCGUCGAAACCGUCUCCGGCGGCGGCGCGGUCAUUCUGUUGCUGAACAACAUGUCUUCGCUCCGACAGCUCUACAACUGUUCUAUGGAUAUUCACAAAAAGUUCUCCUCUGAGCUCAAGGAGCAGAAGCAGACGGACUUUGAACCCCGUUGGAACGAGCGAUUCUUGCUGUCUUUAGUCCGGUGCGACACUUGCUUGGUACUGGACGACGAGAUGAAUUUGCUGCCGAUCUGCAAAAACCGCGCGUUCAUGGGAAUGGAGAACAACGCAAUCGAGGGCGUGGAAGGUAUAAUACUGGAAAUUAAUGCGUUUUUUCAUGCAUUUGCAUUUUUUGCAUUCGCUUUUGCAUCGUAACUUUCUGUUGGUAUUUCAUCACUUUCUACCUUGAAAAAAACGAACUUCAUCCACGUCAACAUGCAACAAAAUGAUCAAAACCACACCCAGGUCUCGCAGCAGCCCCCACGAAGCAAUCUGGCUCGCUGGAGGUGCAACAGUUGCAGUCCAAACGUGAGCAGGAGCUCCUCGCAUUGAAAGAGGACCUGAAAGACGCCGAGCCGCUCGGUUCCCUCCUGAACCUCGCCAAAACCCUGGACCAGGCGCAAGCUCUCAUGCAGUUUGUCGACGUCAUUUCCGAGAAAACCCUGUCCCAGACCGUUUCCCUCACUGCCGGUCGUGGGCGAGGUAAGUCUGCUUCCUUAGGGUUGGCGCUGGCUGCGGCUCUUGCCUACGGCUACAGCAACAUUUUCGUGUCCGCGCCGAGUCCAGAGAAUUUGACAACGGUCUUCGAGUUUCUCCUGAAGGGUUUCGACGCACUCGGAUACACGGAACACAAGGACUACGACGUGCUGGUCGCAUUGAACAACACUACUAACAGUGCAAACCAAAACUUAGACCAAUCGUCCCUGAAAAACCGCGCGGAUCUGGAGAAAUCAAACACCAACCAGAAUCUGAAUUUGAAACACGGGGACAGCAAACGCGGCAACAUCGUCCGGGUCAACGUGUUCAAAAACCACCGCCAAACGAUCCAGUACAUCCCGCCGGAGAUCGUUUCGCAGCACGGGACCGCGCUCUCCCAGGCCGAGAUGCUGAUCAUCGACGAGGCGGCGGCCAUUCCGCUCCCCAUCAUCAAGCAGAUGCUCGGGCCAUACCUGACGUUAAUGUCCUCCACCGUGAACGGGUACGAGGGGACCGGUCGGUCUUUGUCCUUGAAACUGUUACAGGAUCUGAAACACCAGAAGAAACUCUCUGCGGAGAUCGAAUUGAAAGAGCCGAUUCGAUACUGCCUGAACGACGCGGUGGAGGCGUGGCUGAACGAGUUGUGCCUCCUGGACGCGUCGGAAUCGGUUUCCAGCAAAAAAGCACUGGAAAAAAUGAAGAAGGUAGGGUGCCCCAUGCCGGACCAGUGCGAGCUGUUCCUAGUCGACCGAACGGCGUUGUUCAGCUACCACGGGGCCUCGGAGAAGUUCUUAAAGAAGUUAACGGGUUUGUUUGUCGCGAGCCACUACAAGAACAGUCCAAACGAUCUGAUCUUGUUGUCCGACGCGCCGGGGCAUUACCUAUUCGUCUUGCUGGCGCCGAGUCGGGAAGAUUCGGACCAGUCCGACGGGGAGGAUUCAACGGUAUAGAAAAUAACUUCGCUGUGUUUACUAUUGGUGACUUGGUUUUUAUGCAUCCAUUAGAGGUUGUACCACCGCGGCGUUUCUAGCUAGAGUAGCAUAUUUGCUCAUUCUAUGCCUCGAAUACUUUCAAAUUCUACGAAAGUGCUUGUCUACAAUACAGAACGACUCCGGUGAGUCCGAUACGAUUCCAGAGAUCCUGGUCGCGAUGCACGUCGCGACCGAGGGGGCGCUGAACAAGGAGGCGGUGGCGAACUCGCUCGCCCGCGGCCUUCGUCCAAGCGGGGACAUGAUCUCCUGGACGAUCUCGCAGCAGUUUUCCGACGCUAAUUUCGGUUCUCUGAAGGGCGCCAGGAUUGUCCGCAUCGCGACGCACCCGCAGAUGAUGCGGCAGGGCUACGGUCAAGAGGCGGUUUCCCAGUUCAUCAAGUGGUGCAAUCUGGAAAUGGUGCCGGCGGGAGGGUACGGAGAUGAGGAGGAAAAGGAGUCAAAAACAGGAAAGGGAAAUAGUAAAAGUUCCACGGCCGCCGACUCCCAAGCUUUGACCGUAAAAGAGGAGAUUCCGGCCUUGCUUUCGUCCGUCCAAGACACGAAACCCGUAUUCGAGCUCGACUGGCUCGGAACCAGCUUUGGCGUUACUCUGCCGCUGUUCGAAUUUUGGCACAACAAGCUGAAGUUUGACCCGAUCUACAUCCGGCAGACGGCGAACGACGUGACUGGUGAACACAGCGGAAUUCUGUUGAGAAGAAUGGGCUCAUCGUCCAUGGUGGCCACGGGAAGUGGUGGUAAAGCUUCUACAAGUUCCAACAAGCGACAUUCAGCGACGACCGCGACUUGGCUGGCCGAGUUCCACAAAGAUUUCCGGUGUAGGUUCCUGCGACUGCUGAAAACGCAACAGUUCCAAAAACUGCCACUGAAUCUCGCACUUUCCGUCGCCGGGCAGCCGAGCUCGAGCUCGGUAGCACCUGGAAUUCUGACGGAUGCAGAUGAAAAUCGUGUUUCCCACUCUGAGCAAUUGCUGAACUGCGUUUUGCAGCAAGUCACGAGACACGACCUGCACCGCAUCGAGCUCUUCGCGAACAAGCGGGCCGAGGUGGCGCUGAUUCAGGAUUUGCUCCCGGUGCUGGCGAGUCUGUAUUUCGACGGGAAAUUUGUCGCACCGAGUAGCAGCAAUGCCGCUGUCAACAGUGGCGCACCAGCGACAAAUAAAGGUGCGCCCUGCAACUUACAACUCUCCGCGGUGCACGCCGCCAUCCUUCUCGCCGUCGGCUGCCAGCAGAAGACGUUCGAGCAGGUGUCGAAGGAGUUACAGCUUCCUGUGUCGCAAACCCACGCGUUGUUUACGAAGCUCCUAUAUCAAAUGUAAAAAUGUCUGGGUCUGGAAACUUGUGAUGCAGGAAAGGGAGUAGUGAACUCACUAUAAUGCGCUGCCAAGCAUGACAAGUUUUUUCCAUGGUUCUGAGUUGCGUACUCCGCAUGAGAAACUGCGUUUUUGCAUGACACCGAGGAGGAGCUCUUCGCGGCCAUGCAACACAGAGUUCAGAGUCAUGCCAGACAAGCAUGACAAAUCUCGCAAUCUCCCAGACCCAGACAUUUUUGCAGUUCAUAUCCUAAUCCGUGUGUGGUCGGAGGCGCUCGAGCCGAUGCUGUCUGAUGAGGUCAAACGACAGAUUAUCCUGAGUAAAAACGUACCCACACCAGAGUCAGGAUGGGGAUUUUGCAACACAAACCUAGGAGUUUUGGGACUCAUGCAUCACAAGUUCAAGCCCGUACUGUAGUGCAGGUUAGCAAGGGCUAACGCAUCACAAAUCCAUCUGCUUAUCCUGGUUACAGCAUUACAAAUGCCAAAUCACGACUAGAAAUUCCGCUCAUGGAGAUGCGCAUUACAAGUCUUCCUGUCUUUGCAAAUCAGCAUUACAACUCUGGUGUGGGUACGUUUUUCCUCUUAAUACAGAUGGAGGAGAAGAGGAAAAACGCUUCCGGCAGCAGCGCUGAAGUGAAGAAAGUCGACAUUGACGCCAACAUUGGCGGGCAGGUUACCACCAUCGACGAGGAGGAGGCACAGACGCUGGCAGAGGGGGAAAACGCUUUGUUGCAGUUCGGACAAAAGAUCUCGGUGAAAAAGCGCAUACCGACGGGGAAUAACGCCGAUAAGGAAGCCAGAAUGGGAAAACUGGAAGCCAAGAGAAGGAAGAAAAACAAAGCGUAAAAGGUAGCUUUCGCCACCGUAAAAAGUUCGUUUAAGGACGACCAAACUGACGCUAGAAUAAUGCUUGCAGGAUCAAGUCAUUGCAAACUUCACGUACAGCGCAU